UCUCUGUCAUGUUGGCAGAGUGAGGAUGAAUUAUUUAGCAGCAGUGAAGUAAAGUGAGGUUGGAUGGUGAUGAGGAUGCAGCCUCAUCACCGGGAUACAGCAACAUCCUCCUCCUCCUCCUCUUCCUCCUCCUCCUCCUCCUCUUCCUCUUUCUGAAGGAGCAUCUUCUGCCGCUGACGUCAUGACAGCAGCAUCAGCUGUUAGCUCCGCCGCUGUAAGCCUCUCCACUGGCCGUCGCUCCCCGCACAAAGGAAAUAUAUGAGAUCCCCUCUAAUCCCUGAAAUGGCGACACAGGAGGUUCAGCUGAACGAGACUCUGGCCCACCUGAAAACCGAGUCGGAGACGCUGAAGACCAAGCUGGAGGAGGAGAGGGCGAAGCUGCACGACGUCGAGCUUCACCAGGUGGCAGAGAAAGUGGAAGCCCUGGGUCAGUUCGUCAUGAAAACCCGCAGGACUCUGAAGGGACAUGGCAACAAAGUCCUGUGCAUGGACUGGUGCAAGGACAAGAGGAGAAUCGUCAGUUCCUCACAGGAUGGAAAAGUGAUUGUAUGGGAUGCUUUCACCACUAACAAGGAGCACGCUGUGACAAUGCCUUGCACCUGGGUGAUGGCCUGCGCCUACGCUCCAUCUGGCUGCGCUGUAGCUUGUGGAGGCCUGGAUAAUAAAUGCUCUGUGUAUCCUCUGUCCCUGGACAAGAAUGAGAACUUGGCAGCGAAGAAGAAGUCGGUGGCGAUGCACACGAAUUACCUGUCUGCCUGUAGCUUCACCAACUCAGACAUGCAGAUCCUGACGUCCAGCGGGGACGGGACAUGUGCAUUAUGGGAUGUGGAAAGCGGGCAGCUGCUGCAGAGUUUCCAUGGCCACGCUGCAGACGUGCUCUGUCUGGACCUGGCCCCGUCUGAGACUGGAAACACGUUUGUUUCAGGGGGCUGUGAUAAGAAGGCUAAUGUGUGGGACAUGCGUUCAGGACAGUGCAUUCAGUCAUUUGAAACUCAUGAAUCUGACAUAAAUAGCGUGCGAUACUAUCCAAGUGGAGAUGCUUUUGCAUCUGGUUCAGAUGAUGCCACAUGCCGCCUGUACGACUUGAGGGCCGACAGAGAAGUUGCCAUUUAUUCCAAGGAGAGCAUCAUCUUUGGGGUCUCCAGUGUUGAUUUCUCACUCAGUGGUCGGCUACUGUUUGGCGGAUAUAACGACUACACCAUAAACGUGUGGGACGUUUUGAAAGGAACUCGGGUCUCCAUUCUGUUUGGACAUGAAAACCGGGUCAGCACUCUGCGCGUCUCUCCCGAUGGGACGGCCUUCUGCACAGGAUCCUGGGAUCACACUCUCCGGGUAUGA
Xiphophorus hellerii (green swordtail) is the source of this 1338-nucleotide messenger RNA. RefSeq names its product guanine nucleotide binding protein (G protein), beta 5a (gene gnb5a). The record is from RefSeq and is a predicted model, not a curated record. Gene Ontology annotation, biological process: signal transduction. Lineage: Eukaryota; Metazoa; Chordata; Actinopteri; Cyprinodontiformes; Poeciliidae. Gene Ontology annotation, molecular function: protein binding.